Messenger RNA from Populus nigra (black poplar), 1184 nucleotides. Its product is annotated as NEP1-interacting protein-like 1. The coding region runs from base 284 to 991 and encodes 235 amino acids. The record is from RefSeq and is a predicted model, not a curated record. NCBI's taxonomy places the organism in Eukaryota, Viridiplantae, Streptophyta, Magnoliopsida, Malpighiales, Salicaceae. The transcript has 5 exons.
AAUUGUGACAAAAGAAAAAUAUUAGUCGUAAGAAGCUUUAAAUGGUAGUUGGUUGAUGAGGGUUUCAUUUCUUUCCAUCCUUCUUCUUAAGCACUAAGCUUUCUUGAAAACAAACCCCCACCACCACCACCACCACCAUCACCAUCACCACCAUCUCUAGCACCACCUCUACCUUUAUUUAAAACCCAAAUCUGAACUGAUCAAAGCAAAAGCUAUAGACACCUUUUAAAACAAGAUAUUCUCUUCUUUUUCUGGUAUUUUGUGUCAUUUAGAAUCCUUAAAAAUGGAGGUUUAUCCAUACCCAUCUCGUUUUUCCAUGUCUUCAUUGUGUUCUUUUGGGAAUUUUGUUGAUAAGGUUAAAGAAGUUUGUAACUUCGUUGUUUCAGCUAUUAUUGGCAACAUAUUCUCUGCGAUCUUCACCUUUUUCUUUGCAUUAGUGGGCACUUUGUUAGGAGCCAUGACUGGGGCAUUGAUAGGCCAAGAAACUGAAAGUGGGUUUGUUCGAGGGGCUGCAGUUGGAGCCAUAUCAGGAGCUGUUUUCUCAAUUGAAGUAUUCGAGUCAUCUCUUGUUCUUUGGCAAUCAGAUGAAUCUGGGAUAGGCUGUGUCCUUUACUUGAUUGAUGUUAUCGCAAGCCUUCUUAGUGGACGACUUGUUCGUGAGCGCAUUGGUCCUGCUAUGUUAAGUGCAGUACAAAGUCAGAUGGGUGCUGUGGAAACAAAUUUUGAGGAGAUCCCAAACAUCUUUGACACUGGUGGUUCCAAGGGAUUACCUGGAGAUUCUCUUGAGAAGAUCCCGAAGAUCAGAAUCACAAGCAAUAACAAUGUAGAUGAAUCAGGAGAGAAAGUCUCUUGUUCAGUUUGCCUUCAGGACUUUCAGCUGGGAGAGACGGUUAGAAGCUUGCCUCAUUGUCAUCACAUGUUUCACCUACCUUGCAUAGAUAAGUGGCUACUUAGGCAUGCAUCCUGCCCUCUGUGUAGAAGGGAUCUGUGAUGUUUUUGUAAAUUAUGGGAUGAGAAAUGUUUCUUUUGAUGUGUAUACAGGCAUUACCAUUCUUGGCUUCUGUCUUCUGUUUAUUAUCAGCAGAUGAUUAGUUACUCUGUUGCUGUUCAUUUGAGCAUGCCAUGCCAUUGGCCAAAUCCUUGUACUAGAUCUAGUUAUUUGUAUAAAAGUUUUGGUUCUUCUA